AUGAGCAAUUCAAGCGAAAACUCUCCGUCUUCUUCAAAAGGCAAGAAGAAGACGAACCAGAAUCAACAAGAACAAUCAACAACAAAAUUUCUUGGGGUGAGGAGGAGGCCGUGGGGCAGAUACGCUGCUGAAAUAAGAGACCCUUCCACUAAAGAGAGGCAUUGGCUUGGAACUUUUGACACCGCGGAGGAGGCUGCUUUGGCCUAUGACAGGUCUGCACGAUCAUUGCGGGGCUCCAAAGCUCGCACCAACUUUGUCUACUCAGAUAUGCCACCUGGUUCAUCUGUCACUUCCAUUUUGUCCCCGGAUGAAUCCCAGCACCAUCUCUCUGACCUCUUUGCUAAUUCACAACAUGUCGAGGAUAUUAAUUCGAGGGACCAACUAUUCUAUUUUGGACAGAAUGAUCAUAAUAACAUGAAUCAAUUUCAAGUCCCGGGAGUCAGUGCUGGAGAGGUAUGGAACCAAAACAACUCUAGUAGUUUGUUCCAACGUGAUUUGCAGGUGAGUGAUAGUACGUAUGACACGGCUGAACUGCCACCACUACCACCAGAUAUUACGAGCUGCUAUUAUGGUGGUUCGAGCGAGCCACCAGUGCUUUCAGAAAUGGGACAUGAAGUUUUGAAUGACAUGAGGUUUCUUGAACUGUCCGAACAACAACAGGGUAUGGACAGGACAGGGGACUAUUCGGGAUUCGACUCACUAGCUAACGUUGAUGCCUCCGAUGAAUACAGAAACAAUUACUCCAACUAUGGAUGGUUUUGA
Molecule: messenger RNA, 762 nt
Organism: Fraxinus pennsylvanica
Lineage: Eukaryota; Viridiplantae; Streptophyta; Magnoliopsida; Lamiales; Oleaceae
Source: the annotation of a GenBank genome assembly